This is a messenger RNA of Portunus trituberculatus (swimming crab), 2013 nucleotides long. Its product is annotated as glutathione peroxidase 7-like. Gene Ontology annotation, molecular function: glutathione peroxidase activity. The transcript is spliced from 4 exons. The record is from RefSeq and is a predicted model, not a curated record. Lineage: Eukaryota; Metazoa; Arthropoda; Malacostraca; Decapoda; Portunidae. Gene Ontology annotation, biological process: response to oxidative stress. The coding region runs from base 80 to 703 and encodes 207 amino acids.
ACGUGGAAGCCUUGGACGGAAGCCACAGUCAGCGGGCAACCCUCCGCCGCCAAGUCCGAACACACCCAAAGUAAACAACAUGGGUUACCAGCGGCAGGACGUGGCUCUGUUCUCUUGUCUCGUCCUCCUGGCAGCCCUAUGCACUGCAGGCUGUGCUGGGGAAGACUUCUACAGCUUCUCCGUCAAGGACCACCAGGGGCAGGACGUGGCACUGGAGUCCUACAGAGGGAAGGUUACUCUGGUGGUGAAUGUUGCUAGUUUAUGUGGCUACACAGAGACCACAUACCGAGCCCUCAAGAAGCUGCAUGACAUUCUUGGUUAUGGUGGCCACUUCUCAGUGCUGGCUUUCCCAUGCAAUCAGUUUGGUGAUCAGGAGCCACUUGACAUCGAAGACAUACUGGAACAUGUCACCUCAGAGUAUGAGGUGGAGUUCCCAGUAUUCAACAAGAUCGAUGUGGUGGGACCAAACGCUGACCCAGCCUUCAGACAACUCAUUGAGGAUUCAUCCAUUGUGCCGGACUGGAACUUCUACAAAUACUUGGUGAAUGGGUCUGGCCGGGUGGUAGGGGCUUGGGGCACCCGCGUCACCAUAGAGGAAAUCUUUGAUGAGGUCCAGGCUGAGGUGAAGAAGGCGAAGGAAGCAGCAUCACCUGACAAGAAAGAAGCAUCGCCAGUUGAAGGUGGUGGCAAAGAUGAACUCUAGUGGCUUUAGGUAACUGCUAGUGGCUUGCCUUCUGAGAUUCAUGUGUACACUGGGUUUAGAGGUACUUAAUACUUACAUGUACUAACAUAUGUUUAUGUAGUAAUGGUGUGAGGAUGUAGUAAGUACAUUAUUGGGAGGCUAGUAGUUGUGGCCUUAUUGUGACGGCUCUAACCUUUCGUACUUUGAUAUUACUCUCAUCUCGUCUCAAAGAAUCUCAAUUUGACAUGGUAAGCAGUCACGUUUUGUCUUCCGUGUUGUUCCUUGUAUGUGAAUGUGGACGCAGUAUACAUAUUUUUCUCAUGGGCUUUUGUUGACUUGUUUUCUCCAGGCUUUUGCCAGCUUGGUGCUGUGUGUUAAGGGUAAUUUUUAUAUAAAAUAAAUUAUAUUGCAUUUUGUUAACUUCUAUAGAUUAUAUUUUUUACUUGUUAGCUGUCACAAUUAUAUCUAAGCUAGAUCAACUUGGUAAUGAUAACUGUCAUUAUUUUUGUAUGAAUUACAGAUUAGAGUUUUUUGUAUGAAACUUAAUGUUUUAAAUAAGAGUCUAUCGACUAAGUUAACAAGAAUUGCACAUCAUUUGAAGCUCAAGUGGUUUAAAUUCUUCAUGAGUGUGUGAAGAAUGGGUGCUAUGAGUGAUAGGAUCAUGUGAAGAGAGUCCUGGUCCAUCACUCAACAGUCUCAUGUUGUGUCAUGUAAUGUUAUAGCAAUGGGAAGUUGGUGACUUGAGGUGCUUGCCUCAGCCUGUAGAUUGCAAGUUCAGUCCUGGCUCAGAGCAGUGUCCCAUUUGAUGCAGUGUUGUCUCCUAACCCUGACCAGCAAUACAUUACCUGGUUGUUUUGUUGCCAUGACUCCCAUUUCCAGUGUUACAGAUCUUGAUAUUUUUAUGUGCUACAAGUUUUUCAAGAAAAACUGGACCAAGACUGUCAUACCAAGUGAUAUUUUUGCACAAAUUAAGUGUUUUAGUGUCCAUAGUAAUAGAACCAUUCAGUGUUCAUGAAAUAUAAGCUAAAAUGCUGCAACUGAUCAUACUGCUGUUUGUUCCAUUGUUGUCCCUCGACUUGAGAAUGUCAGUGAAUUUAUGAUUUUAUGAAUCUAGCAGGCUUCUAGAGUUCAUACUGAAUGCAUCAUAAUGCAGUCUUGCCUGGUGUGAGUGGCAGUGUUAAUCACAAACACAGCAUUCCACUAAGUGUGAUUGUUGCUAAGAUUGCAUUGUGCAAGAUUUAAUUUUGGAAGAAUAAGAUUAAAUACACUUCUGAGUAUAUUUACUAAGAGGUACUUUGUUUCUUUAAACACUGAACACUGCUUCAUGAAGA